AUGUCGAAAGAAACAGCGUCUAUGAGAGAAAUACAACACAACCGACAACUCAUUUUGCAAGCUCUAAAUAAGAACACAACAAACUUUUCAAACUAUUCUAAGAUAUCUGAGUCAUUGAAAGAAGGAAACUUAAAACUGACGAUAAACCCAUUGACAGACGAGUUUCUGUUUCAAGACAGUAAGAACCAUACUGUUUGUAUAAAUCCAACAAAAAGAACUUUAAACGAGAAACCUAUAGAUGAACUUCUUUUGAAAGCAGAUGUUGACAACAAAGCUGACAAAGAGUAUGUCAUUGAAAAAGUUCAAGAAGAACAUGACAGAGCAGAUGCAACAUAUGCAACAAAAGAACAUACUCAUCCUGAACUAGCGGACAAAACAUAUGUUGACAAUAAAAUGUCAAGUGAAGUGACAAGAGCUGAAAACGAAUAUUCUAAAAAGACUCAUACACAUACCAUUGCAAAUAUUACAAACUUACAAGAAACCUUAAACAGGAAAAGUGACGUUGGACAUACACAUACCAUUGCAAAUAUAACAAACUUACAAGAAACCUUAAACAGUAAAAGUGCCGUUGGACAUACACAUACCAUUGCAAAUAUAACAAACUUACAAGAAACCUUAAACAGUAAAAGUGCCGUUGGACAUACACAUACCAUUGCAAAUAUAACAAACUUACAAGAAACAUUAGAGACAAAAGCAGAUAAAACAUAUGUCAAUGAAAUAUACCAAAGUUUAGUUGGAACAACAAAAAAUAUUGAAACUAUUGUUGGUGACUUUUCUAUCUAUGAAGAAAACAAAUAUUUUAGAUGGGAGUUUGUACAGUCUUUAAGAAAUGGUAUACGGUGUAAACUCAUUCCGAAAAAUAACAAUGAAAUGUAUGUAAGCUAUAAAAAGAACGAUGGUACACAAGUUAAAGUUCCAUUAGACAACAACUGCUACUUAAACUUCUAUGGAGACGAACAAAAGAAAUAUUUAAGAGUUUAUGAAAUGGCAGAUAUGACAUUGCCUGACCCAGCUCCAGCACCAUACUAUUAUGACUAUGGUGUUGACGUCAGAACACUACACGCAGACCCAAAAAAGCAAACAUUCUAUUUAGAUUUUUAUAGAUAUAAAAGAUAUAAUGCAAUAGAAAAAACGAGAAUAGUAUACUAUUAUACAGAUGACAGAAAUAAAUAUUAUAGUCAAGACUUUACCUACCCUGAAAACAUAAGAUUAUAUUAUAAAAAAUAUUCUGACACAAACCAGAAGAAACCUGAAAUG
Messenger RNA from Trichomonas vaginalis G3, 1257 nucleotides. Its product is annotated as phage tail repeat-like family. The annotation marks the transcript as partial. The transcript has a single exon. Lineage: Eukaryota; Parabasalia; Trichomonadida; Trichomonadidae. The record is from RefSeq and is a predicted model, not a curated record.